Triticum aestivum (bread wheat) is the source of this 1970-nucleotide messenger RNA. Its product is annotated as inorganic phosphate transporter 1-11. Gene Ontology annotation, biological process: phosphate ion transport; transmembrane transport. Gene Ontology annotation, molecular function: phosphate transmembrane transporter activity. The coding region runs from base 14 to 1678 and encodes 554 amino acids. NCBI's taxonomy places the organism in Eukaryota, Viridiplantae, Streptophyta, Magnoliopsida, Poales, Poaceae. The record is from RefSeq and is a predicted model, not a curated record. Gene Ontology annotation, cellular component: membrane. The transcript is spliced from 2 exons.
AGUUAGGACCGAGAUGGCGGAGAAUGGGGCGGGCGGCGGCGGAGGGGGGCAGAACCUCGCGGUGCUGGACGCGCUGGACUCGGCGCGCACCCAGAUGUACCACAUGAAGGCCAUCGUCAUCGCCGGCAUGGGCUUCUUCACCGACGCCUACGACCUCUUCUGCAUCACCACCGUCUCCAAGCUGCUCGGCCGCCUCUACUACCCGGACAGCAACGCCGACAUCGGCAAACCCGGCACCAUGCCCGUGCGCAUCAACAACAUGGUCACGGGGGUCGCGCUCGUCGGCACCCUCAUGGGCCAGCUCGUCUUCGGCUACUUCGGGGACAAGCUCGGCCGCAAGCGCGUCUACGGGAUCACGCUCGUCCUCAUGGCCGUCUGCGCCAUCGGCUCCGGCCUCUCCUUCGGGAGCUCCGCCAGCGCCGUCAUCGGCACGCUCUGCUUCUUCCGCUUCUGGCUCGGCUUCGGCAUCGGCGGGGACUACCCGCUCUCCGCCACAAUCAUGUCCGAGUACGCCAACAAGAAGACCCGCGGCGCCUUCAUCGCCGCCGUCUUCGCCAUGCAGGGGGUCGGAAUCAUCUUCGCCGGCCUCGUGUCCAUGAUCGUCUCCGCCAUUUUCCUCCACUACAACCCUGCACCGGCGUGGAAUGUGCACCAUGGCUGGACAGUUGAUCAUCAGAUUGAGCAGUGGCCCGGGGCGGACUACAUGUGGCGCGUCGUGCUCAUGCUCGGGGCAUUCCCCGCGUUGGCCACCUUCUACUGGCGGAUGAAGAUGCCCGAGACCGCCAGGUACACCGCUCUCAUCGAGGGUAACGCCAAGCAGGCUACCAACGACAUGCAGAAAGUGCUGGAGAUCCGCAUCGACGAGGAGCAGGAGAAGCUCUCAAAGUUCAGGGCAGCCAACGAAUACUCUCUGCUGUCCAUGGAGUUCGCGCGGCGUCACGGUUUGCACCUCAUCGGCACCACCACCACGUGGUUCCUCCUCGACAUCGCCUUCUACAGCCAGAACCUCACACAAAAGGACAUCUUCCCAGCCAUCAACCUCACCGGUCCCCCGGGCACCAUGAGUGCCCUCAAAGAGGUGUUCGUGAUAUCACGAGCCAUGUUCCUCAUCGCCCUCUUCGGUACUUUCCCAGGCUACUGGGUCACCGUGGCCCUCAUCGACAAGAUGGGAAGGUACUUGAUCCAGCUCCUUGGUUUCUUCAUGAUGUCCUUGUUCAUGCUAGUGAUGGGCAUCAAAUACGAAUACCUCAAGGACAAGGGCCACGCCCUAUUCGCCAUCCUGUACGCGCUCACAUUCUUCUUCGCAAACUUCGGGCCCAACAGCACCACCUUCGUGCUGCCGGCCGAGCUAUUCCCCACGCGUGUCCGCUCUACAUGCCACGCCAUCAGCGCCGCGUCGGGCAAGGCAGGCGCCAUCGUCGCCGCCUUCGGGGUGCAGACCCUCACCCUCAAGGGCGACCCCAAGCACAUGAAGCAGGCGCUCAUUCUCCUCUCUGUCACCAACAUGUUCGGCUUCUUCUUCACCUUCCUCGUCCCCGAGACGAUGGGCCGAUCGCUCGAAGAGAUCUCCGGCGAGGACGGCAACGUUGCCGGCGCGGCCGCUGGGCAUGUGGACAAGGAUGUCGAGAAGGCCCCUCCUUCAAGCACCGAAUGGCAGCCACCAUCGUCCAUGAAUUAAUGCAUGACACCACGCAUCUUAUCUUCUAUAUCAGGGAAUUUAGAAAGGGGGCAAGAAUAACGGCGACCAGCUGCAUGCUACUUAAGUUGCCAGGCACUUGGUUUGAGAGUUUGUUUUAUCUACACGUAUAAUAUUGCAAUAGGAUUGCUUGUGUGUGAUACCAUCCAUUGUGUUGUUAAGGUUAUAUUGAGUUUUCAGUGUGGAUGUAUGAGCAUUGACUAGGGAUUUCCCUUCUCAAUCAUCAAUAUGUAUUGCUAUACUUAUAAUAAUAAUGCAUGUCAAGUUUAAUGAA